AUGGCGAAGAAGGGCCGCGAGGCGCGCAUCACGCGCACCAUCGCGCGCGUGCGCGGUGAACGCCCGAGCGCGGCGCUGCGUAAGCGCGCGUUGACGUCGGGGACGGGAGAAGAUGGGGCGAUGCGUGUGAAGUCAAAGUGGCGGCGACGGAAAGACAAAGAGCGCGCGCGCGUCGAGGCGAGAGGCGACGCGUCGACGCCGCACGGCUACGACGGCUCGCAAGGGACGCUGUUGAUCGGUGAGGGGAACGGGUCGUUUGGAUUGGCGCUGGCGACGUUGUUCGGUGGAGACGCGACGCGGUUGGUGGUGACGACGGCGCUCACGGCGCGGGCGAGCGUACGGGCGUACGGGGAGAGUUUCUGCGAUACGGUGGAGGCGUUGGAACAAUCGGGGGCGAGCGUGGCGUAUGGGGUGGCGUGCGAGACGUUGGCGAGCGAGAAGGCGCGGUUGGCGUUGAGGGAGCGGAUCGGGGGUUCGGCGUUCGAUCGCGUGGCGUUUCAUUUUCCAGACGCGGGCUGCGGACGCGUGGGAACGCUGAGCGUUCGCGCGCAGCGGAAUUUGUUGACGGAUUAUCUCGAACACGCGCCGAAGUUGUUGAAGGCGACGGGAGAGUUGAGGGUGACGAUGCGCACGAGUGAGCCGUACGCGGCUUGGAACGUCGAGGCGCUCGCGGCCAAGGCGGGACUGGCGUUCAAGGCGCGCGUGGAGUUCGAUCCGGCCGAGUUCCCUGGAUACGAGUACACGCGAACGGUUUGGGCGGAUGAUGAAGACGGCGACUGUUCGACGGACGCCGAGGACGCGGUGACGUACGAUGAGAACGAGGAGGGCCCGAACGAGGACGCGGUGACGUACGUCUUCGUCAAGGCUGUGAAACCCAACGGAAAGUAA
Ostreococcus tauri is the source of this 888-nucleotide messenger RNA. Its product is annotated as Domain of unknown function DUF2431. The record is from RefSeq and is a predicted model, not a curated record. NCBI's taxonomy places the organism in Eukaryota, Viridiplantae, Chlorophyta, Mamiellophyceae, Mamiellales, Bathycoccaceae. Gene Ontology annotation, molecular function: rRNA (uridine-N3-)-methyltransferase activity. The transcript has a single exon. Gene Ontology annotation, cellular component: cytoplasm. Gene Ontology annotation, biological process: rRNA base methylation. Bases 1 to 888 code for a protein of 295 amino acids.